This is a messenger RNA of Suillus subalutaceus, 857 nucleotides long. RefSeq names its product histone-fold-containing protein. Bases 4 to 582 code for a protein of 192 amino acids. NCBI's taxonomy places the organism in Eukaryota, Fungi, Basidiomycota, Agaricomycetes, Boletales, Suillaceae. Gene Ontology annotation, biological process: regulation of DNA-templated transcription. Gene Ontology annotation, cellular component: CCAAT-binding factor complex; nucleus. Gene Ontology annotation, molecular function: DNA-binding transcription activator activity, RNA polymerase II-specific; protein heterodimerization activity. The transcript has 5 exons. The record is from RefSeq and is a predicted model, not a curated record.
UUAAUGUCACCCACCACCCCAUACGUGCAGUCCGGGGAGCCUCUCAAUGAUUUCCUCCGUUCAUUUUGGCAGCGGCAAGUGGAUGCAGCAGAGCAAGAAACACCAGAUUACAGACAUCCUCCACUCCCUCUCGCUCGCAUUAAGAAAGUCAUGAAGAGCGAUCCAGACGUGAAGAUGAUCGCAGCAGACGCACCCAUCUUAUUUUGCAAAGCGUGUGAAAUUUUUAUCUCUGAAAUAACUGCUCGCGCAUUUAUCAUAGCCGACUCAAAUAAACGUCGAACACUGUCCCGUGCCGAUAUUGCGAAGGCCCUUGCGAAGUCAGACCAAUUCGACUUCCUUAUAGAUAUUGUUCCGAGAGAGGAGGGACUUACGGGAUUGACUCAGAGUGGUACAGGGACUGGUGCUGUUGCGGGAGGAUCUGGGCCGAGUAUGACGAACUUAGUCGCAGGUCCAAGUCAAGCUGCUCCUCAUCAUGAUUCUGAACACAAUGCAGGCGAUGAAUCCGGCAAUUUACCUUCGGCAGUGGUACUGGAUCAGCUGCAGUCUCUAUUAGCGCCAUCGAAUGCAAUGCACGCACCGUGACCUACUGAAGCAUCCACAGAUGUAUACUAGUAGUUCACAUCGUGGGGUUGCGCCUGGUUGCGCAGGAAGGUCUCCAUUUUAACAGGUUCUGCAUCACAGCACAUUGCGGUAGGGCGCUCAGCAUCUGCUGUCAUACCUACACCGAUUAGAUUUGCUACACUGCACUCUUCCCCUAGUGAGCAGGGGCCCCUCAGAAACCUAGUCAGCAAUGGAAGCUAAGGUCAUUCCUGUGGCAUACUUGAUUCCAUACAAUGAUACAUGCUGUCAUUGGUCAA